GCAUUCAAUCACCCGGCGUCCCCUUCCCCUCCUCCCAUCCCCUAACUCGAAACCAAGAAAUCUCAAAGUCCUGAAGUUGGCUUGCACGGCUGCUUAUCAGCGACCGACUACUAACAAACAGCAUUGUCUGGGUAAGAGCCAAAGGACAAAACUGUGCGGCGCUGCAGGAGGAGGAGGGGAGGUGGGAAGCACUUGUAUAAAGUCAAAGGGCUGAACAUGUGGGGCCACAUUGACAGAGAGGCUCCAGACUGACGCCUCUGCGCUCCUGCGUCAAUCUCUGAGGACGCUCAUUGCAACAUUUUUGCGAAGCAGGGAUACACUGGAUGAUUUUUAUUUCACUUGUUGUGGAUUAUUUAUUUUCUUGAGCAAAAUUUUUAUUUUAGAAGAGCCUGGAAAGAUGGAUACAUACAUUUUGAUUACCGUUUUGUCAGUGAUGUACUCCUGGAUUUUGUGCACAGUCCUAUCAGCACCAGCUGGAGAGACACCCACCGCCUCCACCGUCACCCAGGGGCGCCAUGUACGGACCAAGCGCUGCUCCUGCGCCACCUUCCUGGACAAGGAGUGCGUCUACUUCUGCCACCUGGACAUCAUAUGGGUCAAUACACCUGAGCGCGUGGUCUCCUACGGACUGGGCAACGCUCCCAGGACGAGGCGCGCGGUCGCGGACUCCAUGGCAACCAACAGCGGACCUCGCUGCCAGUGCCUCCGCGAGAACGACAACACAUGCAGAAACUUCUGCCGACUGGAAAACCACCUCAGGUAUGAGACAUCGCCAGACACGGUGAUCCGCUCCGCCGAGGGCGAUGGUUGUGCUGGGGAGCAGUGCAAACACAAGCUGGCAGCCGACACGGGCAGGAUUAAGAGGAUGAGGAGCAGCAACAAGAAACGGGUGUCGCCUCUAGCUCUCAGGGCUGCGUUGAAAACCCGCCUGCUGCUCGAGAAGUGGAGGGUGAGACAGCGCCACAGGGCAAGAGCAUGGGAGGGCGAGAGCUCAGCCUCCUAAAAGAAGACAGAUAACCUCCGCACCUUGUCAUACAGAGGGGGAAAGAGUUUCAUAACCCUUCUCUAAAGCCAUCUGCCAAAGAGGAGUCCCUCAAGAAGACACUGGAGAGCCCCACGCAAGGCCGGAAAAACGUUCUCCGUGUUGGCUCGAUGGCCGUCCUGAGGUGUCUGCAGCAGAGCAGAAAGCAUUUACACCUCGACUUGGUUGCACUUCAUCAGACAGAUGAACGAGGUCAGAGACAAUACAAGGGGAGUUCAGGUGAAGACAGAUAAGCUGAACAGAGGACUUGGCCCCCACUCUGCAAAAAUCAAAGACAUUUAUUGAUCUUUUCAGGUGUCACGGUCAGACUCAGUCGCUCUACAGUCGCUGUAACAUCAUCUGGACUCAAAAAACCCCACCAAAUAGCAUUUCAAAAACUUUCCUGACAUUACUGGGAGCAGUUAAUAGAAAUCUCUCAACCAAACACUGCCAUAUAUGGAUGAAGGCAGUUCUACUUAUUAUAUUUCAAACAUGCCAUUAUAUUUCUCCCACAGAUGCCUCCGUAGAAGGGAUUAUGUGUCUUGUGUCAUCACUUUACUCAAGACAUUUUUUCACUGACUGAAACUAUUUACUGCAUUUACGUAACAGGUCGUCUCCUGUAUGUCAGGACACAGGUCAUUCUAGCUGUGUCGUACUGUAGCUCCUGGGAGUUUUCCUUGCUAUCACAGAUUGGUUUGCAUUUAGCAUAAUUUAAUUUUUCACUAAAUAUGUUAUGUUUGCUGUCGCUACUACGUACUGUGUGUUAUUUAUUUAUUCAUUUCAUACAUUGUAAUCUGAUGGCCAUAUUGGUUGUAUGUUUGGUUUUGUCAUUUCUAUGAAAUGUUUUGUCACUGAGGUGCCAUAUUCUGGCCAAACUUUAAUAAAUUUUUACACACUUAUUUAAAACUAA
Messenger RNA from Thunnus maccoyii (southern bluefin tuna), 1931 nucleotides. It is a transcript of the gene edn1, whose product is annotated as endothelin 1. The transcript is spliced from 5 exons. The record is from RefSeq and is a predicted model, not a curated record. Gene Ontology annotation, molecular function: hormone activity; endothelin A receptor binding; endothelin B receptor binding. Gene Ontology annotation, biological process: vein smooth muscle contraction; intracellular calcium ion homeostasis; regulation of vasoconstriction. NCBI's taxonomy places the organism in Eukaryota, Metazoa, Chordata, Actinopteri, Scombriformes, Scombridae. The coding region runs from base 398 to 1003 and encodes 201 amino acids. Gene Ontology annotation, cellular component: extracellular region.